AACCGACAAACCCUCCCCCCCAAGCCUUUGAAAAAACCAACACUUUUCCACACUUUUCCUUCGUCCUCGCCAUUCCCACAAGACAGAGAAAAAAACCCAGAAACUGAAAAUUACAAAGGUAAAAAACGGAGAAAGAUCAAGAAAGAGAGAAGGAGACAAGAGAAUGUGUUUGGUGUUCGCGUUCCGGGAAGAGACGACGGAGCUUGGCCGGCAAACAGCGCCGGGAUUGUGUCCGUACUGCGACGGUAAAGUAUCGGCGGUCGACGUCGAGACAAAGUGGCUCUUCUGUUUUCUCCCUCUCUGUUUCAAGGUCAAGCGCAAGUACUUUUGCUCCUCCUGCGAUCGUCGUCUCGUCUUGUACUGCUGAAACCCUUCGGCGGAAAGAGAAGGUCUGAGGGAGAGAGUUUUGGGUAUUUAAGUUUUUGCCCCUCGUAGUUUCGAGAGGUUUCCAGAUUUCCCCCCUGUAAUUAUGAUCCGUUACAAACAACUCCUCAUCUCCUGUGUUCCGUGAACUCUGUAUUUCGUUGAUCGAAGUUCCCGUACGAUGUGAAAUAAAAAUAAUAUGCCUUCGUGUCG
Molecule: messenger RNA, 576 nt
Organism: Tarenaya hassleriana
Lineage: Eukaryota; Viridiplantae; Streptophyta; Magnoliopsida; Brassicales; Cleomaceae
Exons: 1
Coding region: 164-367 (67 amino acids)
Source: RefSeq, a predicted model, not a curated record